This is a messenger RNA of Spodoptera frugiperda (fall armyworm), 3574 nucleotides long. Its product is annotated as Fanconi anemia group J protein homolog. Gene Ontology annotation, cellular component: nucleus. Bases 258 to 3218 code for a protein of 986 amino acids. Gene Ontology annotation, molecular function: DNA binding; ATP binding; DNA helicase activity. NCBI's taxonomy places the organism in Eukaryota, Metazoa, Arthropoda, Insecta, Lepidoptera, Noctuidae. Gene Ontology annotation, biological process: double-strand break repair involved in meiotic recombination; nucleotide-excision repair. The transcript is spliced from 19 exons. The record is from RefSeq and is a predicted model, not a curated record.
GUUGUCAAAUUCAUCUGUCAACCGGUCUCAGUUGUUUAUAUUUGCAAGAUAUUGUUUUUUUCUUCGUAUUUCUGUAAUUUAAAUGUAAUACCGUUAGUGUUUAAAGCUUAAAAACUAAAUAGCAAUCAUUUACUGUGUGAACUGUGAAAGAAACAUUAACGUAAAUGCUUGAAAUCCAUUAAAAACUUAAGCGCGGGAAGUGGUUUUAUAACGCAAAAAGUGAUUCACAUUGAUUUGUUUACAAGAAUAUUGGAACAAUGGACUCGCAAAUCGAAAUAUCUGACGAUGAUGACAGUUUUAACGGGCCUGGUUGCUCAAAAACUGUUCAAAAUAACCUCACAGAGGAUGUAAUAGCCAUAAGUAGCGACGAGGAAUUCAAUAAGUUUUCUUUCGACAAUGACUUCAUGUCUGAUGAUGAGGAUAGCUCAGAGGUUGUUGCGAAGAAAAAGGCGGCUAUUAAGUCCUUGUUUUCCUCUAAAAAUCGCAAAGGAAAGGAGAACAAUAGGAGUAAACAGAGGAACGCUGCAGUUAAGGCGUUGUUCCCUCAAAAACAGAAUGUCAGCGUGCCUGUGGUGAAGUCUGUGAAGACUAGACCGCCUAUAGAACCUCCUAAGGAUGUGUUCAAUAGGAUGAUUGAAGGAGUCAAUGUUAUGUUGCCCGUCAACCCUUAUGGUAGUCAAAUCGCUUUAAUGUCUAAGAUAAUAAAUGCUAUUAAGAAAAAAGAAAAUUGCAUACUGGAGAGUCCAACAGGUUCGGGAAAGACGCUUGCACUACUCUGCGGAGCUCUAGCGUGGCAGCAACAUGAACAAAAACUUUUAGGCCAAACGCAAGCGCAGCAUUACUUCGCGAAGUUCCCUGAGAUAAAGAAGGAUGGAGUAGCAGACUACAUCAGCAGUCCUAUGCACCAGAAGACUGAGUCCACGCCAGAGAAGCUCUUCAGCAAGAAUAAUUUUGGAGAGAAAAACAUCUACUACAAACCUGAAGAAAAUGGCGAAAGCAGUUCAUCGCUCACACGAUUCGCACGCCAAGAAAAAACUCCGUAUAGACAAAUCUCGGAAGAAGAAUCACCGUCUAAUCAAGUAACGAUACACAAGCGCCCUCGGUUGGGCUCCGGUGAUAAUGAAGACUCCACCAAAUUCUCCCUUCCCCAUACUCCUGAGAAGGCGACGACUGAACACAAUGAGAAGGCUGAAACUCCUGAAAGUAUAAGAAACCUAUACGACCUGGUGGAAAACCUUCGCGUCUGCACGUCCAUGUUUGUUGGUUCCAGCCUCCCCACCAUAUACUAUGGCGCCCGCACCCACACCCAGAUCAAGCAAGUUGUGAAGGAAUUCAAGAGGACCUCCUACUGUGGGAUGGUGAAGAUGACCCUCCUCUCCAGCCGGGAUAAGAGCUGCAUCAAGGAGUUUGACAGGAGUGUCUGGAGUACCAGGAAUGAUAUGUGCAGGGCUUGUGUUAAGCCUAUAAGAAAGGGUCCAAACAAAGAGAACACAAACUGCAAGUUCUACGACAACAGAACAGCCCUGAACCACGGCUGUAUGCCGGCUGCCUUCGACCUUGAGGAUCUGGUGGAGAUCGGACGGGAGAAGGAGGCCUGCCCGUACUACGGAGCGAGGGCCAUGGCGAAGACUGCGCACAUUGUGUUCUGUCCCUACAACUAUCUGAUUGAUCCCAGCAUCAGAAGUAGCCUGUCGAUAGACCUGACGGGCGCGGUGGUGAUAAUAGACGAGGCGCACAACAUCGAGGGGAUAUGCCGCGACGUGGCCUCUGUCGACAUCACACAGCUGCAGAUUCAGAAUGCUAUCAAGGAGUUGGAGACGGUAUCCCAGUACCGCUUCGCCAACCAGGAUGUGGAGUACUACAUCGACGGACUGCUCAACACGCUCAAUAGCUGGAACUACUGGUUCCAGAACCAGACCCCCCUGAUAAACCAGCAGCCGGUGAACAACAACGAGGCUGUGUACAAGUGGCAGCAGACGGCGGACUUCGUCGACACGCUCAACAACCACAACAUUGGAUACGUGCAAUAUGCUGAUUUCAAGCGCAACGCGGAGUCGUUCUGCCGCCGCCUGCGAGAGGACGCGAGCACUCUGUACGGAGUGACGCAGGCCACCGGCACUCUGCUGGAGGCCAUGGAUAUGGCGCUCGGUUUCCUGUUCCGCGAGCACUGUCAGUACAUGGACGACUUCAAGCCGGCGCUGGUCAAGCAUGUCGCCGGCAGGACUAGCGCGCCCCCUGCCAACACCGGCUGGAGAGCCUCGCAGUUUAAUGAUUGGGUAUCAAAAGAAUCCCUAACUCUAUCCCUGAUAUGCCUGAACUCCGGUAUAGUGAUGCGAGCCCUCCAGUCGGCUCGCUGCAUCGCCCUGGCAUCCGGCACCCUCACCCCUCUCAUCAGUCUGCACUCCGAGUUGGAGACCACGUUCCCUCACAGAGUGUCGCCUAACCACGUCAUACCGGAGGAUAGGGUAUGGAUAGGCACUCUACUAGGCGACGCUACGGGCGACAUAUGCUACAACGCGACCGGAGUAAACUCCCCCCGCGCCAAGCAGGCGCUGGGCGCGGCCAUACUGCGCGUGUGUCGCCUCACGCCGCACGGAGUGCUGUGCUUCCUGCCUUCCUACUCCUUGCUCGAUAGAUUGAUUAAAGAAUGGCAGGACACAGGGCUGUGGUACGAGCUGAACCAACUGAAGAACGUGUUCUGUGAGCGACGCAGCGACAGGGACCAUGAGGAGACUAUGAAUGACUUCUACCAAACAGUGGGUACUCCCAAAGGCGCGUUACUAUUCGCCGUGUAUCGGGGGAAGGUGUCCGAGGGAAUGGACUUCAAAGACCAGCAGGCGAGGGCUGUCAUCUGUGUGGGUGUACCGUACCCGAAUCUCUUCGACACGGGUGUGAGCGCUAAGAUGCAGUACAACGACAAGUACAUCAAGGAGAAAAACUUGCUCACAGGCAAGGAAUGGCUGCGAGUGCAAGCUUAUAGGGCACUAAACCAGGCAGUGGGUCGCUGCGUCCGGCACCGCGGCGACUGGGGCGCCGUGUUACUGGUAGACUCGCGGUACCGACAGGAGUACUACACCGAGCAUCUCUCCAAGUGGGUCAAACGAUUUCUUGGCAACAACCAUCACACGUACGAGUCCCUGGCAACAAGCCCCAACGGCUUGGCAGCGUUUAUGCAGAAAAUGAAAAUCGUAGAAGAAGAAGAGUCUUUAAAAACCUGAUAAAUACCUAGUAUUACAAUAUUAGGACUUAGUAUCAACUGCUAUACUCCAAAGGCUCAAUUCCAUAGGACCCAUAGGCUAUUCCAUAGGAUGUAUUAAGUUAAAAUUAAGUCAAUUGUUGAAAAUUGAACAAAUUAUGAUAUAUUUUUGUAAUCUGAGGGCUUAGUACGAGUUUGUUUUAUCGAAACACUUUGGUCAGCUUGAAUGACCAACCAAUCAGAGCGUGCUCUUGUUUCGAUUUCGUUAAACGUAAAGCAAACUCGUACUAAGAGUACUGAUAAUCAUGGAAGAAUUCUAUGUUGUAAUCAUUAUGUGUUAUAUUAAAAUUAUUAAGCAAUAAAUAUGAUUUGUUUACA